UCAUCGUUAUGAAAUCGGCAAUAAGAUUAUAUAUAAUUUGAACUGUGACGAUAUUUGCCGACUCCCUCCUUUUCUUUAUAAAAAUGUUUCAAAUCUCUCCCUCAAUCUAUCAAACUCAUCAUUUUGUUUUCCUAACAGACUGAAAAUGAAGCUUGAAUUUGAAGUAAUUUCAAAGGAAUUGGUCAAGCCUUCUUCUCCCACGCCGCCCAAUCUCCGCCGUUACAAAUUCUCAUUUCUCGAUCAAGUCACCGCCGAUGUCUACAAUCCCAUGGUCUAUUUCUUCCAACUAAACGGAGAUUCAAACUUCACUGAAAUCGAAAUUAAAACCCACCUCAAAACUUCACUCUCCGCCGUUUUGUCCGACUACUAUCCCCUCGCCGGCCGAGUCAAUUACGCCGAUUUCGAAAUCGAUUGCAACGACCACGGCGUUCCUUUCUUAGAAACUCGCAUCAAAUCCACACUCCACGACGUCUUUUCCAUGUCCUUUCCGGAGGAUCUCAACUGCCUUGUACCCUUCGAAUUGGAUCGACUCAACGAAACUUCCAUGGGAGUUCAACUCAACUUCUUCGAAUGCGGCGGCAUCGGCCUCGGCGUUUGCGUUUCGCAUAAAAUCGCUGAUGCUCUGUCGUUCUUCUCUGUUGUGAACAUCUGGGCGAGAGCCGCGCGCGGCGAGGCGGAGGCUCUCGGCCGGGCGCAUCUGGUGGCUGCGAAGCUGUUUCCGCCGAGGAAUGCAGGUGUUUAUAACACUGGGAACAGCAUCGUGAGAGACAGAGUUGCGAGGAGAUUUGUUGUAGAAGGUCCAAAGGUGGAAGCCAUUAGAGAACAAUAUGCAGAGAGGGCAGCCAUGGAAGGGCAGAGGCGCCCAACGAGAGUCGAGGCCUUAUCGGCUUUCAUAUAUGGUCGUUUCCUUGCCGCCAUUAAUGACGAAUCCUCUGCUCAAACUGAUCGAUUGUCCUUAGUAUGUCAUACGGUGAAUAUACGCCAAAAGUUAUAUCCACCGCUUCCACAAAAUGCGUUUGGAAAUUACUACAGAAUCACCAUGACUCUCCCUUCCGCCGCAACACUCACCGAUGCCAACUGCUCCGCCUUGGUCAAUCAGGUCAGGCUUCAGAUCGCCAAAAUCAACCCUGAGUUUCUGAGACAAUUCCAAGAAGAAAACGCGCAAUUGGAGAUCAUCAAAGCCACGUCAGCCAAAUUCCACAAAGGCGACAUCGUGUCCUGUGCCUUCACCAGCCUCUGCCGACUUCCUCUUUAUGACGCUGAUUUCGGUUGGGGACCGCCUGACUGGGCCGGCUCGCCGGCGCUGCCUUUCAAAAACCUUUUCGUUCUUAUGGACGGGAAGUUCGGUGACGGCGCCGUAGAUGUUCUCGUGCAUUUGAAAGAAUCGCACAUGGAGAGGCUUAAAGUAGAUCGGGAGUUUCUCAAGUUUGCUUCUCCAACUGCUUCUUCUUAAGAUUAAAGUAUUUUUAUUCGUGGAGUGUGAUUUAUGGGUUGUUUUUUGUUUUCGUUAAAAUCCAAAGUGUUUCGUUGAUUCUGUAGUGUGUGUGUUUUCAUUUUUCGCUUUUUAGCAUAAACAGUGUAGAACAAUAGAUUCAACUCUACUGAAGGCAUCCAUGCAAUUACGAGUUGAGUUUACCAUUCGGAAUACUUUUUAAUUAUUGAACUCCAAAAGAAAAAAAAAAAAAAGAGGAAUCAUACAUUUGAUCAGUUUGAAGAUAUUAAUUAAUUCCUUUGGCCGUAGCUUGUUAGUUUGUGUAUAGUACGACACUUAUAAAUGGAUCAUCAUAACAGCUUUCCCAAUG
Molecule: messenger RNA, 1802 nt
Organism: Cucumis sativus (cucumber)
Lineage: Eukaryota; Viridiplantae; Streptophyta; Magnoliopsida; Cucurbitales; Cucurbitaceae
Product: stemmadenine O-acetyltransferase
Exons: 2
Coding region: 146-1453 (435 amino acids)
Source: RefSeq, a predicted model, not a curated record